Trichechus manatus latirostris (Florida manatee) is the source of this 3651-nucleotide messenger RNA. It is a transcript of the gene JPT2, whose product is annotated as Jupiter microtubule associated homolog 2. Lineage: Eukaryota; Metazoa; Chordata; Mammalia; Sirenia; Trichechidae. The record is from RefSeq and is a predicted model, not a curated record. Gene Ontology annotation, cellular component: nucleus. The transcript is spliced from 5 exons. Bases 66 to 638 code for a protein of 190 amino acids.
UCUGCGCGGGGCUGGGCGGGAAGUGCAGCGCGACGGGCUGAGGGAGGCGCCGGGCGGCGGGAGACAUGUUCCAGGGGUCCGAGAGCGAGGGUUUCCGGGCCGGUUCCAGGGCCAUGAAACCUCCAGGAGGAGACUCGAGCAACCUUUUCGGAAGCCCAGAAGAGGUUGUUCCUUCCAGUAGACCCAAUAGGAUGGCAUCUAAUAUCUUUGGACCAACCGAAGAACCACAGAACAUACCCAGAAGGACAAACCCCCCAGGCGGGAAAGGAAGUGGCAUCUUUGAUGAGUCGACACCUGUGCAGACCCGGCAGCGUCAGAACCCGCCUGGUGGGAAGACCAGUGACAUUUUUGGGUCCCCAGUCGCUUCCACUUCACCCUUGGCGCACCCAAACAAGCCCAAGGACCAUGUCUUGUUACGUGAAGGAGAAGACCCAAAACCGGACCUUGCAGCCACGGUGAGCACCCCUGCAAGAGAGGGGCCGGGUGAGAAGGGCGGCACGAGAGGCACAGACCCCACCACGGAGCCGGAGCUCACAGCCAAGGUCGACAGCCAUGAGCCCCGGUUGGGACCGCGGCCACGCUCCCACAACAAAGUCCUGAACCCCCCCGGAGGCAAGUCCAGCAUCUCCUUCUACUAAGAGAGGCCGGGGCUUCCCCAGUAGCCACACAGAAACUCAAGAGAGAGGGUAUCCCAUACUGUAGUUCCCUGUAGCCCGGAGGAGCGGGGGUGGGAGAGGGUUUGUCACAUGUCAGAAGCUGGCUGCUCAGGGGCUCUGCUCCUGUCGUGAGAACUGUGGAGAGAAUGGCCGCCCAGGCCCAGGAGACGCUCGUUUGUAAUUCCAGAUCUGAGAGGAGUUCCAGGGUGGGGAGGGUGCAGGCAGCUCUGAGGCCAGAGGCAGCGGGAUCCUCCAUGUCUCUGGAGCCUCAACCUACGGGCUCAGUGGGCGUCUGGGGGUGACUGAAACAGAAGCGGAGUUUACAGCGGUGGAAAGAAGACCAAGAGCUGCCUGUCCAUUACAGCGAGAUCAAGAACCAGACCUAAGCAGGAACACUGACGGGUGGGGGUCUCUGCAUAAAACCUCCCCUUUAGAUCCUGGUGCGAGUCACCCUUCAGGGGCACGGUCCUGUUCUGGAGCGCACCGCUGCUGCACCCAGCUGUCCCUUCACUGUUACCCCGGUGUCUUGUUCUGCUGCACCCAGCUGUCCCUUCACUGUUACCCGGCGUCUUGUUCUGCUGCACCCAGCUGCCCUUCACUGUUACCCCAGCGUCUUGUGUGUUCUUUUCUGGAAUCGUCUGGAGUACGUCUCCCUGGCAGCUUUCAACCCAAACCAAAAAGGUGCAUUUGAAGCGUUCUCUGCAAGUGUUCUGCUAGCCAGCUUUCCCUUUCCUCUUGUUCUCAGUCUUAGGCUUUACGAAAAAUGUUUGUACCCUGAUCCUUGGAGGUGCCCUGUUUCUGCUGUCUCAAACCUCAGCCCCGUCUUACAUAGGAGUCUCAGCCUUUCCUUCAUGAGGGAGUGGUUCUGGUCCCUUCGCAUGCCGGUUUUGCUUGCGAGUUGCUCCACUUUCUCUCCCAGCCUUAAGUCUGGGCCUUUGUCUUCGCCAUUGAUGUGGAUGGUUUCCUCCAGGAGUUACACUUCUUUCUAGACAGUCGGCCCCGCCCUCGGAAGGCCUUUUCAGUCUGUUCGCGGAUGUCUGGGUUACAGGCUUGUUUACGUGGUCUUACCUUACUCCUGUAAUCGGUUAAGAGGAAACAGAUACUUGAGAACCGAGGAUUCUUAGGUUGGAAUUCUUUAAUAAUACCUAAAGAGCUAUUUUUAAACACCAGCUUCCCAUCAAUGUCUUGAUUCCGAUCUGUUUCUGACACCUUUCCAGAAAAACGUCAGUUACUCAGGUACACCAAAGAGGAAGACAAGUUGCUUAGGCCGCCCUUUGUAAAGCUUUGCAGACCUCUGGGUCGUAUUUACAAACGACCUUCUGGAAGAGACUGGGAUCAAGUAAUUUGGCAACAAAGUCGCAACUGGCCAAGUCCAUGGUACUUGCCAGCAAAGAUAAUAGGCUGGCAAGAAUCAUGUCACCUUAAACUUCAGGCAAACCUUUCUCCCAGGCAACCCCUGAAGGGCUAUGAUCUUGAAUCCCAUACCUCCCUCAUGCUGGACCAUCUGUUAACAGGGGAGAAGGUUCCGGUGGGGGUGGCCAUUGGUGUGAGCACCGACAAAGCCAAUGUGAAGAGCUAGAAACACGUGUCUUUAUUAAAGCUAGUGAAGCACCUGCUGUACUUGGCCACCAAGUGUCUGCAGGAGAUCCCCGCCCAGCCCCUUCCUACCUGGCAGGCGGAGGGGCCACACGUGGCACUGCCAGCCAAAGAUUGCUCUUCCCCUUUGGAGCCAGGACAUGCACAUUCCCAUGCAUCUGUUGCAUACCGCCUGUCUCCAGCCUUCACAUGGUUUGCGUUUCAAAGUCGUCAUAAGAAAGUUGUUUGGAAUCCAGAGCAGUUUUUUUCCCAUUAAAAAACAAUGUUGUAAAUGGUAGUUAGCUUUUAAAUCCAAAUGCUCUAACUUGUUUAACUUGUAAUGUCAAUGAAAUAUUCUAAUGAUAGAAAGAACUACCAUUUACAGCAGUGUUUGUUUACGAGAAAAGAAAAGACUUGUAGAUUCCAAAUGGGAUGGCCAGGAAGAAGCCUGAUGUCAGAGCUUGGCCUUGUGACUCUCCCUCCUGUCCCUGCUCCAGCCCACCAGGGGAAAGCUCUUCUGGUCUUCUGCUGCCGCAGGGAGUUCCGUGGCAGUGACGGGGAAACCCGAAGGGGAAGAGAGGCUUUGGGGAAUGAGGGAAACAUGAGCUUUAGCAGGAGCCCCUGGGCAGCAGUGUCGAAUACACCUCACCUGCCUCUUCUCCCCGUCUUCCCUCUCGAGGCUGUGGGGUGGGUAUAGAGUGCCUGGGUGGUCUGUCCCCAGGGAGACAGAGCCCCCUGGGGUCGUUUGUGUCAGAAGAUGUUUUGUGCAUUGGGGACAGAUUCAGAAACUCAGCGUCAUGUUCUCAACCUCUAAGCUGCAUUGAGAAAUUACUAGUCUGUGUUUGUAUUAAGCCUUAAGACUUUAAGUGCAUUAGGUGCCAACGUUUUUCUAGAGCUGUAUCAAAACACACACCUGUACUCACAUCUCAGUCUAAUUUUGAUAGGAACAUUUUGUUAUUUUUACAAGGCAGAUUGGGUAUAACAGGUGAAUUAAACUUAGCAAUCAUGUACUCAAAAGUCUUUGCCUGUUUUGUGUCUGUGUGUGCACUUUUCUCAGUGGCCCGCCUCCAAAAUGCCUCUGCUCUGCUUCCCUUGCUGUUUUUCAUUGGUGAGGGGUCCCCCCCACCACUUUUCUCUUCCCCUAAUGUCCUGAGAAUAAUGCCCAAAUUAACCUUCUCAGAGGAAUUGCACAUUUAAGGUUUUUCCAUUUGAAAACCAAAGACUUGGUUUUGAGCAGAGCACUGGGAACAUGCCUGUGUUGUUUUCCAACUCCUGUGAGCUAAAGGUAAUGGUUUUUUUUCUUACCCCACUCAUUUUCCUAAAGAGCAGAGGUAUGGAUCUUGCCUCUGAGUUGGCUUUGAAACAGAUGACAAACCUUGUAAUGAGUGAGGGGCUGAGCUGAUAGUUUGUCAGAUUCAAG